Messenger RNA from Homalodisca vitripennis (glassy-winged sharpshooter), 2470 nucleotides. RefSeq names its product RNA demethylase ALKBH5-like. Gene Ontology annotation, cellular component: nucleus. Gene Ontology annotation, molecular function: oxidative RNA demethylase activity. Gene Ontology annotation, biological process: mRNA processing; mRNA export from nucleus. The transcript is spliced from 7 exons. NCBI's taxonomy places the organism in Eukaryota, Metazoa, Arthropoda, Insecta, Hemiptera, Cicadellidae. The coding region runs from base 147 to 1157 and encodes 336 amino acids. The record is from RefSeq and is a predicted model, not a curated record.
AUCAGCUGAUCUAUCCAUCCUGUCUAUGUUCGAAAUGUUUUGAGUUUGGAGAUAUGUGUUUAACCUGGCAAUUAAAAUAAAGUUUCAUUUAAAAGACUCAAACUUUACAAUCAAUACGUGCCUAUAAUUCGUUAUACAUUUUUAAUAUGGCAGAAGGUUUUAGCGAUCUCCGGCAGUUAUUGCGUGUCAAACAAAAGAAUGCCGCUGAUAACGAAUGUCAGGGCAAAAGAUUCAUGAGUGGACCUUUCUAUUGGUCUCAGUAUCGAACAAUUGAGGAAGAGAUAGCCCUGCUAGAUAUGAUCAAGACAGGAAUAAAACAGAAACGCUUGUUUGAUGACGCACAGUGUACCAAGAUUGAAGAGAAAAUUGAUCGUGUUGUUGAACGAGCAGAGAAGGGAAAGUAUAAACCCUGUACUGUUGAUCGAGCACCUUUGCGAAACAAAUAUUUCUUUGGAGAGGGCUACACAUAUGGGUCACAGCUGGCUCGGAAGGGUCCUGGGAUGGAACGACUCUAUCGUCCUGGCCAGGUAGAUCCGAUUCCCAGCUGGGUUACACGGCUUGUCAUCAACCCUCUUGUGCGGACAGGAAUCAUACCAGAGGGCUUCGUCAAUUCUGCAGUUAUCAAUGAUUAUCGUCCUGGUGGCUGUAUUGUAUCGCACAUAGAUCCAGUACAUAUAUUUGACAGGCCAAUUGUGUCAGUAUCGUUUAUGAGUGACUCGAUGUUGAGUUUUGGAUGCAAGUUCACCUUCAAGCCGAUACGAGUGUCUAAACCAAUCUUCUGCCUUCCUUUGGAAAGGGGCUGCGUCACAUUGCUCAGUGGGUUUGCUGCAGAUGAGAUAACACAUUGCGUGCGACCUGAAGACACAGUUGCACGUCGUGCCGUAAUCAUCCUGCGCAGGGUGCUGCCAACUGCUCCUCGUUUGGGAUGUGAUGAAGACGUCUUAUCAUCUGUUGCCAACGACUCAGACAUCAAUGGCCUCUCAAGGCCUGAGGACAACAAGAGACGAGGCCGCAAACGGUCAGUAGCAAUUCAAGCGUAUGAGGACAUGCCCAAACGUGCCAGAGCAGACUCGUACAACACUGAACCUGAUCAGACCAGUCCUUUGAGCGAUCCAGAUGAGAAGUUAGAUGGCUGUCAAAUUUCUUCCACUACUUAAAUAAACUCUUCACAAAAAAACCAUAGCUGGAAAUUUAGUUUUUUAAAGAAAAUUGUGCAAUAAUAUGUUAUCAGUCAUAAUUUGUUCUGCAACAUGUCAGAGCCAUAAUUUAGUCAUUGACAUUUUCUAGAUGACUGACUGUAUUUCUUUACUGUUUAAGUGCAAUUUAUUUACUUGUUUGUUAAAAUGUUUGCAUUAACUUGCGUGCAAAUGUAUAUAAUAUUAUAUGUAUAAUGUUAAAUUUAAAAUCAAUUAGCUUCUUGAUAAAGAAUUUCACUUUUCAUAAGAUGUUAAGUUUUUAUUUAAUUUCAGAGUCAUUAAAUUGGUUUUAUCUUGUUUGCAAUCAAUGUCAAAUAUUUGUGUAUCAAACGGUUUAACACUUAUUUACAUAAUUUUAAAACAAAAUCUGUAAUAUUUUAUCAGAAUAUAUAAUGUACAAUAUUUAACUAUGUUAGUCUGAUUGAAAUGAAAGAUGCUUGUGUAGGCCUUAACACGAAUACUCUUAUUGUAUGUUUGUUAGGAUUUUUUAAUAGAAAUAAAAUAUGUAAAAAAUAACAGUUGUAAUGUGUACUUGUUCUAAGUAAUUAAAUACAGGAGAUAGCAGAGUUUAUUUUCCCAUCAUAUUUAUGUCUUUUUCUAGAAAAAUCCAGUAUUUGUAACCUAUCUUAUUUGUGCAAUACAAAGUUACCUAAAUAUUGUGAUAAGAAAUCAAGUACAUUGUAUUUUUGUAUGUAUCAAAACUUCUUUGUUAAUAAUGUGAGAUGUAGUUUAAAUAUUUGUAAACUUAAGUAUUAUUGUAUUAUUAUUACCUUGUUCAAGGAAUUCUUGAAAUUAAUGUUAAUAAGAUAAAGUGUUGAUACCCUUAACUUUUUUACUAUUAACGGAGAAUAAUGUAAAAUGUGUGAUUAUUACAGCUUGUACUUGUUAGUUCUCUUUUGCUUAUAAUUCGUAAUGUUGACUUAUUUGGUAGUUACUUGGAUUUAAGAAUUUAUUUAAUGGUACACUAUAUUUGUGUUGAAUUGGUUUUUUUGUAUACAUUUUAUAGCAACCGAAAAACUACUUUCAGUCCUUAGUGCACACACAUUGUUGUUACUUUUAUGUCCUUGUGUAUUAUUUUCUAAUAUUAGGUUUUGCUUUUGUAAAAACUGUGCCUUACAUAAUACAUUUUUAAUUUUAGAAUUCAUUUUGAGAUAUUUAUGUCUUUGAAUUUUCAAGUCAUAGGUUUUGUAUCAAUAAUUAAGGUACAUGAGUUGUUUUGUUUUAAUGUGUAUUACUAUAGUAAUAGUUAUAUAUAUAUUAAAAUUUGUUGUUUA